Messenger RNA from Truncatella angustata, 888 nucleotides. RefSeq lists its product as uncharacterized. NCBI's taxonomy places the organism in Eukaryota, Fungi, Ascomycota, Sordariomycetes, Amphisphaeriales, Sporocadaceae. The transcript is spliced from 3 exons. Bases 1 to 888 code for a protein of 295 amino acids. The record is from RefSeq and is a predicted model, not a curated record.
AUGGUACGUCAUAUAAUACCAUCAGCAGUACUCCUCAGUCUGGUAACUUCAGUCGACAUCGCGUCUGCCCAAGGGCGCUGGGGUGAUGACUAUGAUGGUGACGGACCAAACUACGGAGAAUAUUCUGGCUUUUAUGGUGGUGGCAGCGAUGAUGGAUUCGGCAGGCAGUUUGGAGAUGGUGCUGAUAUAGACCCUGCAACGGCGGCAAGCUAUCGUCUAAUCCAUGGGACACUGGCAGCUCUAGCUUUUGUCGGCAUCUUCCCGGUCGGAGCUAUCUUGAUGAGAGUUGUCCCUGGACGAUUUGUUUACCUGGUACAUGGCAUCACUCAGUUGGUGGCAUAUGUUGUCUACAUCUGUGGUGCUGCGCUGGGCAUUUAUCUUGUGCGAAUGGUCCGCAUCCCACCCAAUGGGAGAAGUCUGCUCUCGAUUCCAGAAGCAAAUGCUCAUCCAAUAAUCGGACUCGUCAUUUUGGCAGUUCUCUUUUUCCAACCCAUACUCGGUUGGGUCCACCAUAUACGGUACAGGCGUCUCGGCUGCCGGACCUGGUGGUCAUACAGCCAUAUCUGGGUUGGUCGACUCGCCGUUGUGCUAGGCAUCAUCAACGGCGGCCUUGGUCUUGGGCUUGCUCAGGCCAAUCGCUCAGCUAUCAUUGCGUACUCAGUCGUCGCGACCGUCAUGUUCUUGCUCUGGACUAUUGCUGCUGUGAUCGGUGAGCGUAAAAGAGGAAGAGCGAGUGUCACGGCGGCGGCGAAGGCUCGCGAUUCUGUUGAUCGUGAGUCGCGGGCCAGAACGGACGGAAGUAGGGUGGAGCUGAGACCAAUGAAGCCUACCCGUAGCAACCGACACAGCUCGGCAUCUUCGAGGUCAACAUCUUCAGCACGCAUUUGA